This is a messenger RNA of Phyllotreta striolata, 3937 nucleotides long. The record is from the annotation of a GenBank genome assembly. Lineage: Eukaryota; Metazoa; Arthropoda; Insecta; Coleoptera; Chrysomelidae.
UAUCUUACAUUAUUAUGACUAUAUUAUACAAAUUUAUUAGACAAAUUAUACGCUUACGACGACGACGAUCGAAUGGAACUUCAGUCUUUUGCUCAGGAAAACUAACUCUAAUCGAUACAUAUAACAUCGUCGUCUGCGAUAGAUUCCAAUUUGGUAUUACUUUUCGUCUUCGGAAUGACUUCGAUGGAGAUCUCGCCUCUCAAUAGAGGUUCUAGAUUUUUAGUCAAUGUAAUUUCAUCAGGAUUAGUUUGAAUUCUAACCACUUCGUUUGUUCUGCUAGUACUUGAUGGCGUUGCUUCAGCUUUCUGAGCAGUCAAUUUGAUUUCAGGAGGAGCCACCGAUUUUUUUUGUGUCUCCGACGAGAUUUUUGAAGAGCUUAUUUGCGUGGCUGGUUUCUUCGAAAUAUGUGGGUUUUUCUGGUUGUGUCUAAUGACUCUAAUGGAUGAGUUAGCUUUUUUGUUUAUUGGCAUUAACACGACUGGAUCAAUUUGUUUCUUGUUGGUGCUUAAAAAGGUUUUGCCUUUGCUUGUUGAAUUAGCAGAUAUCUAUAGAGAGUUGUAAAAAAGUAAAAUAAAAUUGUAAAAAGAAUAUGUAGAUACUUUUCAAUUUACAAGAAGGAAAAAUGUAACUGUAUUUUUAUUUCCUUUUUUAAUUAUACGCCCUUUUGUGCCCGAAAUUGAAAAAUAUAGUAUAUAGAACCAAUAUGGGUCGCCCGUUACAUUAUACAUACAUACCUGAUUAAUCAAUACUCCAGAAUCGUUCAGAGAUUUCAGCGUCGAUUUCAAUUGAUUGUUUUGUUGCACUUUUUUCUUACUCACCAACUUUCUCUGUAAUGUUUUCCCGCCUACAAUAGAGCGAGGUUUAAUCAAUACAGCGUUACCCUUAAUAAUUCUACUAUAACGUCUUGAGGUAUUGUCGACUAUUAUACAUAUUGUUUAAACAAUAAUAUGUCUUACUCGAUGGGCUAGUCGAUGUUUUCUUCAUAAAAUUCGGAGUGGGCGACAAACUGACAGGAGUGAUCGAAAUAUUCGGUCUACCUUUCAACAAAUCUUUGGCCGAUUUGUCAUCUUGGGGUGACGAAACUUUGUUUGCUGGUUCCUAAUGCAUGGUACAAAUAUAGUAGAGAUAAAAAUGAUUGCUGUGCCUACAUUUUUCGAAAGAAUAUACCCUAAAUAAUUGCGAUGCGCUUUGUAAAUUCAUCGACAUCGAAUUAAUUAAGCUUGCUGGAACGCUCAUUUUUUUCUUCGACUGAUCGACAAUCGAUUUGGACGUGCUGGGCACGGAUGAUCUUUGAGACUGUUGCUUCGUUGAACAACCAGCAACACUGCUUGGUAUGGGCAAAGCGGCAUGAGACGAAGUUAAUUUGCUUGGGAAAGUCGAUGUUUGGUGUUUCAGAAUCUGCAUACCCAAAACUUUUAAUUGAUCUACAAAGAGAAAGGUGCGUUAUUUGCAAAAAAUCAAAAAAGGGUCCAAAGAAAUCUGCAUAUAGGCAUUGAAAUUUAAUGACAAAUUUAAUGACAAGAAAUCGUAAGUGUACAAGGAGUUGAUAUUAAACAAAGUUCAUGUCAACGUUCGGAAGGACUAUGGAAUUAAAAUAUUUUAUAAUAUAUGUAUUAAACAUGAAAAAAAACAUUGUUUUUGUAUUCGAAUUGUUGUGCUUCCUGUAAACUCAUAAAAUAAAAAACAUACCGGGUGUUAGGAUCGAUAGUGCCUGAUCGACGCUUAAAUUUUUCUUCAUGGCAGGAUUUAAUAGGUUUAAACUGUCUAUUGGUUGUGAAGAAACGCUGGCUUGGACAGAGAUUUCUCCAGGAUUAAUAUGUUGAAGUAAACUAAUUUAAGUGUCUAAUGAAAUCAAUCAUUUGACUCAUUACGGCUAACGCACCCAGAGAAUUACUGAUAAGAUAAGAUUAGGUUUAUUCGCCAUAAAAAUUCAAUGCGGCAGGUAUUCGAUUUCCAAUGCAAAUUACAUUAAUUAAUGGCAAUGUUCAAUUAGUUUUUUAAAAACCGAUAAAUCUAAUUAUUACGUCUUAAAAUAAGUAAUAUCUAAAUAUUUGAGAAAAGACAUUAUCAUAUAAAAAUGUAGUCUUACCUUAAUCUGUUUAAAAUAAUCUGUACUUGUACUGGUUACCUACACAUUAAACGUUUUUUUGAGCAUUAAAUGCUUUGUCAAAACAGCCCCAGAAGAGUCUCAAAUAUCAAUUCGUAUUGGGGUUAAUACGAAUUGAUUUUACAAUACAAAAAAUCAAACUGUAAAUAAAUAAUGUGAAUAAAAAUUUUUUUACAGUAAUUUUUUUCUACAUGGUAACAUUGUACAUUAAUUCCUAUAAAUGAAAAAUUAUUAAUAAAUACUUCAGAUUAAUUUAUGCUUUUUUGGUAUUCAAAGGUCAAAAUGUAAUUCCUUAUUCAUAAAGGAGUUAAAGAGAUAUAUUUUGAAUACAGCUAAUAUACUAAUACUAAUAAACGAAACAAAAAUAUGCUUAAUGAUCUUCUAUUAAUCUUAAUAAUUCCUGUAUUAAUCCAAAGGUACCGUGGUGGUUAGUACGUAUUCAAACAUAUACAGUUAAUUCAUGCUUUUAUUAAAUUGUGUUGGAGACAGGGCGAUGAUCAAAAUUAAAAAUAUUGUAUUUGGUCACUUUGAGACCUAUGAAGGUAAGUACAACAGAGGAUUCACAUUAAUAAUAAUCCUGAAAUAAUAUUCAACAGUAGUUUUUUAGUACAACAGAAGUUUAGUAGUAGUACUCAUGACACUUUUUUUUGAAAAUAUUACUGAUUUAAUUGAACACCAACCCUCCACUAUAAUUUAUUGUAAAAAUGAAUGUGAUAUAAUAAUUAUAGGUGAUCCCUUUUAUUGGAUUGCUGAUAUGGCUACAAUACUAACCAGAACGCUGAGACAUAAAACGAUUACGAGAAUAAUAUUUUGGUUUUAUAACUUUAUCAUAUUCGUUAUGUUAACAGGAAUAUUUGUAUCAAAAAACCCCAGCAGUAUGUUAGCGGAAAAUCUAGUCCUGUUUUCUUUUUUAAUAGUGGUAAGAACACUUCAAAUUUAGAAAACUGUUCUCUUUUCAGUUGACGUAUUUAUUUAUUUGGUUUCAGAUGACAAUAAUGUACGGUAAUAUGAUGAGAAAAUUUCGUAUGGUUAAUAAAAUGUUUCAGACAGUGAUAAAAUUGAUAACUCAUAACAAGAGAGCUGCAAAUGUAUCAUUAAAAAACGAAAUGUUAAAAAGCAGCAAAACUUUGAAACAUAUAUGUUUAACAUUCCAUUUUAUUUUCUCUCCAAUUGCAUAUAACUUGUACAUGUUUUUUCAAGUAACUGAAACAACUCUUCCUAUUAAAAUUAUGAAAGCACUAUCAUUAAACCGAUCAUACUUACUUAAAUUUUAUCAUAUUAUGAUAUUUUAUAUAAUACCAAUUCAUUCAAUAACUUACAUUCCGACACCAGUAUACACAGUUGUGUACUGCUCUCGACAUAUUAAGUUUUCAUUAAAACAAGUGGUAGAGGAGAUGAAAAAUUUUCAACAAAAUGAUGAUCAAUUAAAAGCGAGUAUUACAGAGCGCCUACAUUCGAACAAGUAUCAACAAAAAGUGAAAAAAGAACUUAUUUAUUACAUAAAACAAUACAACGCAAUAAAAAGGGCUGCUGACUACGUUAAUCAUUGCAUUAAAUGGAGGUUUUUAUCGAUUUUUAUAGUAGGAGGACUGAGUGCGGCUUUCAAUUUAGUUUUGAUAUUGCAAGUCGAUUUUAAAUCUCAAAUAUUUCAAGCCGGCAUUGUCCUCAUUAUACUUGCCUAUAAUGUGAUUACAGCAGAGUGUGGAGAACAAAUUCAGUUAGAGGUAGUCGUUAAUAUACAAGAAUAUGAGGAAUAAUAAUAUAAAAUAUUUUUUUUUCUUUCGUAGUAAAAAAACACAGUAAUUAUACAUAUUAAUAAAAUACUAUUAG